Spirometra erinaceieuropaei is the source of this 2039-nucleotide messenger RNA. NCBI's taxonomy places the organism in Eukaryota, Metazoa, Platyhelminthes, Cestoda, Diphyllobothriidea, Diphyllobothriidae. The record is from the annotation of a GenBank genome assembly.
AUGGUGAAUGACGUUCUCAAUCCUGACAUCAUAAGGGGCCUUGAAGAGACACCGGCCAGCUGCACAAUAGGCGACUUGGAGCCAAACACGGAGUAUACGAUAGAGGUAAAAAACUGUCCAUUGGCGGCAACGGAUGCGAACCAGUGUCUGCAGGCCUCUGAAUCAAAGAAGACUUUCACAAAUCCAAAAGGUAGGCAGUCCAAUACUAUGCCCAACUGCAUCUUGGCAUUUAGUUCAGAUCGAUAGAUUGUCAAAUGUUAUAAGCAACUGAGCAGUUUAAACAGGAAGAUAUGUGAUCAAAUUUACUUAGUAUUUUUUAGGUUUAACGUGAGGAAUCACCACAUGUGUCUGUUAAAGAGCAGAAAUUGCUAACCAGGUCAAUUAAUUUGUGUGCUCACCAUCCACUUCUUAAUCACAUGCAGAAUAUUUCACAAAAUAUAGUUGCGGAGAAGUCGCAGAAAAUACCCGUUGAUAGAAUUGGAGUCUAAUCUGACCUGUUUUAAUUUCAGCGCCUGGCAAAUUUACAGCCAAAGCAGUUAGCAAUGACUCCAUUGAAGUCUCGUGGGAAACUCCCAAUCAGAAUUUUGAAGGGCUGUUGGUGUAUGCAGUGGUGUGGAAUGGUAAUUCUGUGCAGCACGCGCCUGCCGAGGCUAAUGCGGAGACGACCACCGUUAUUGUGAACCAUUUGAAUCCGACGACGUUGUACAACGUGACCGUGGUGAUUUCGAAUGAACGGACGAAUUUGUCUGACACUUGUCGCCAGGUGUCCGAGGUUGAGACGCCACCAAACUGUGAGUUUACAUCUUGUGUGAAUAAAACUACCUGUCAGUUGCCUACGGUCCACAAACUAUAUUUUUAAUGGGUGGACCGCUAAUAUAUAUGAAUUGUUUUUAUGAGGAAAGUUUGUCAUGAAUCAAUAUCACACAUUGAUGCCUUGGUGUCGUCUGCCAGUGUAACAUCGCGCUGGCGGCAAAUGUUAUUUGGAAUCUGAAUGCAGUAGUCUAAGCUGUAAAAUGUCGUAUUAACUAUCCUCACGCCAAUAAGUCAAAUAAUAGUUUUUGUGUAGUGGAACCUUUUUUGGACAUUGGGCAAUUAAUGCGGGCACACUGUCUUAGCCAUCUUCUUGGACUGGCCAAAAGUGUGUACAGGAUAUGAACUAAUGUGACCGCACAUUUAAAGGGCACCUAGAUUGCAGGCGAUGUACAAUGUUCAAGCCAACCUCGUGGCAAAUUUUGUAUUUUUGCCACGUUACCAUCAACUAAUUCCUGUAGUUAUGCUUGAUUGUUUCAUUAACUAAGUAUGAAAUCAUAUAGGGCGCCAACCAGGGUUUAUGAAAAUGUUCUAUACUAUCGCCGAGACAAAUAUAUGAGCAAUUACCGAGUUGCUCACAGAUCAUACCACACAGUUUUUAUCUACACUGAUGUUUAGAACCGCAGUUAUAACUGAAUGUGAUGUGGAAGCUAGAUGACACGUUUGAUCAACUGGAUGCUUGCAAGAACAGAAAAAUGACCUCUUUUCGUGAACUGGGUGCGCUUGUUCAUGAAUAAUUUAAUUGAAUCUUCUAGCUACUUAGUACAUGCAUGUGCAUAAUGUUGAUUGUUUUGUGGAAUGAAGCGACAUUGUAGCAUGCAUUUAUUUUAUUAUGAAUUAUCAUGAUAUCGAACAGAUUGUAUACUAACGUUCACCUGAUUCUCUUUUUAGUGAGGGAAUUUCAGAUCGUUAACAUCGGACCAACUGAACUGAAGUUGAUUUGGACAUCGCAUUUAUUACCCGAUCCUGACAGGGAACUAAGGGUCAUGGUGAAUGACGUUCUCAAUCCUGACUGCAGACAGCCCCUUGAUAAGACACCGGCCGAGUGCAUAUUAAGCAGCUUGGUGCCAAACACGGAGUAUGCGCUAGAAGUGAAAAACUGUCCUUUGGAGGUAAAGGAUGCGAAGCAGUGUGUUCAGGCCUCUGAAUCGAAGACGUCUUUCACAAAUCCCAAAGGUCGGCAUUCCAUUGUUAUUCUUAACGUCAUCUUGGCAUUUAUUUCGGAUUAA